Lodderomyces margitis is the source of this 1788-nucleotide messenger RNA. RefSeq lists its product as uncharacterized. The transcript has a single exon. The coding region runs from base 1 to 1788 and encodes 595 amino acids. The record is from RefSeq and is a predicted model, not a curated record. Lineage: Eukaryota; Fungi; Ascomycota; Pichiomycetes; Serinales; Debaryomycetaceae.
AUGACUGAUAUGUAUUAUCAACAGCAGCAACAGCAUGUCUCUCUCAACACACCAAUUAAAAAGAUUAGAAAUCUAAAUUUGAAUUCAUCACCACUCAAUUAUGAUGACAUGCAUCAAGACCAACAUAAUCAGCAUUACCUCCCUCAUGAAGAGCAUUUUCCACCUUCUGCUCUACCGCCACAACCCCAACCGCCAACACAGCUCUAUCCAAGUCUAGACUUACAAAAAUCACCAACGGAAUCAUCGAUGUUAAACAAGGGAUAUUCGCAUAAAUUGACCAACAAUGUGCUUUCAGAAUUACACAAGCGAGCUCAACAAAUAACCACGGGAAACGCUAACGGCAACGGUUAUUCUCAUUCUUCAAAUUCUUCACCACUGUAUGGAUUGGAGGAUCAAGUCAGUCAACGAAGAAAUAAACGGUACAGUGGAUUACAUAUGACAAAGUUCAAACAAAUGGAGUCGAUAUCGCAUCAUUACUCAGUACACAAUCGGAACAAAACUCCGUCGCCACAGAAGCUAGGACUGGAUGAUCUGCUGGCAAGUGCGAGUGCAACUGCUACUGAUAAAUACGACACCAUUGAAAGCGCAAGUAAACGAAGACGUACCUUGAAUGGAGCCAACGAAAUCAUGGCUAUUCCCAUUUUACAUCAACAACAAAACCGACAAUCUCAACACCCCACCGAGAAUCGUAAAAUUUCUCCAAACAAGAUAUCACCCAGUAAAGCAUCAUAUAAUUUGAAUUCAAUAUUGAGACAGACUACUGAUACCGGUUCGCCAAACAAGGAAAUUUGGGCACCACCAGCACCACCAAAGAAGUUGCCACAAUUGAAAAAACGCCCUAGCUCGUUAGAAAUGGCGGGUGUGAUUAACUCAUCACCUACUAGGUACAAUGAAACUUGUUCGGGAACAUUGAACUCGCUGACGUUACACAUGGAUAAACCAGUGAGUAGCCAGGGAUCUAGUAUAUUACAGGAGCCUAGUAAAAUUUCCAAUACUGGCAGCGGUUUUGAAGCAAAUACAGGACAACAGCAUAGCCAUGGUAAUAGUAAGCCUUGGCUGAAUACACCAUCAAGUUCAUUCGUCAAGCCUAAUGUUCCUAAAAAACAACAGUUGCAAAAGAAACCACUGAUACCCCAAUUACAAAAGAAACCACUGAUACCCCAAUUACAAAAGAAAUCACUGAUACCCCAAUUACAAAAGAAACCACUGAUACCCCAAUUACAAAAGAAACCACUGAUACCCCAAUUACAAAAGAAACCACUGAUACCCCAAUUACAGAAAAAGACAAGUAUUUCUCAAUUACAAAGAAAACCUCUGAUACCCCAAUUUCACAAUAAUGAGCAAAGCAAUAGAGUUGCCUCCUCACCAUCGUCAUUGCCACCAUCAACAUCACAGACUGCUAUGAAACCUCCCACAUCCACAAACCUUCAUCACCACAGCAAGACUCUACAACAAUCAAGCAAAUACCAUCCACAAGAGGUUCCCAUGCAACCGUCGAUUUCACGCAUGAGUCCAUCAAAAUCGUUCUCGUCGUUUAAACUGCAUUCCCAACAUGGUGGUGGUGGUAAUGGUAACGGUAAUGGGCUAUACAACACUAAGCACCACCAACCACAAUCGAUAAAUAACAGUGCCAGGAAAGUCGAAACAACAAGAACAGCAGCGACAACACUACCUAAAUCGAAAUCAAUUACUAUUCCUCAACCAUUUUCGUUGUAUGAUAAGCCAACAAUUUCAUCAUCGCAAAAAUCAUUGAGUAAGUAUCAACGGUUUAAAGAAAAAUUUAAUUAA